Molecule: messenger RNA, 3965 nt
Organism: Salvelinus namaycush (lake trout)
Lineage: Eukaryota; Metazoa; Chordata; Actinopteri; Salmoniformes; Salmonidae
Product: tricarboxylate transport protein B, mitochondrial-like
Exons: 10
Coding region: 199-1188 (329 amino acids)
Biological process (GO): mitochondrial citrate transmembrane transport
Source: RefSeq, a predicted model, not a curated record
GCCCGUGGAAAAUACUGUACAAAUGCAUUAUGUUUCAGCUACUGUAUACAGGGCUUUGCCUUGCUUUGCUGAGUACUCUCACUCAACCAUAUAUCAAUGUGUAAUUGACCACCAACUUAAAAUCCUUCUAUAUCUACUGUACAUGUAUUGUAUGUGUCAUAUGUUAAAUAUAUAUUCUACCACCUCCAGAAGGAUAAAAUGCUAUGUGCUGUAGAGAAGAGAUUGAGAGCCUUGGCCUACAAUAAUGGAAGCAGUGGGAUGGAUGCCAACCUGUCACACAGUUGGAUGACAUAUCUGUAUACUUCCCAUUAUUUCUUUAUACAGAGAGGGCCUCUGGGAUUAGAAUGUGGUAUAGCAGGGGGUAUAGAGAUCUGUAUCACCUUCCCUACAGAGUAUGUGAAGACUCAGCUACAACUGGACGAGAAGGCCAACCCUCCCAAAUACAGGGGCAUCGGUGAUUGUGUGAAGCAGACAGUACAUGGUCAUGGGGUGAGGGGACUGUAUAGAGGACUCAGCUCACUCCUCUACGGAUCCAUACCCAAAUCAGCUGUCAGGUUUGGUGUGUUUGAGUAUCUCAGUAACCAUGCCCGUGACGAGGCAGGGAAGUUGAACAGCACCAGGGGUCUGCUAUGUGGGCUGGGGGCUGGAGUCAUGGAGGCUGUAGUCAUAGUCUGCCCCAUGGAGACUGUCAAGGUUAAGUUCAUCCACGACCAGUCUUCAGUCAACCCCAAAUACAGAGGCUUCUACCAUGGAGUCAGGGAGAUCAUCAGAACCCAAGGUAUUAGGGGGACCUACCAGGGCCUGACAGCCACCGUUCUGAAGCAGGGCUCCAACCAAGCCAUCCGAUUCUACGUCAUGACCUCCCUCAGGAACUGGUACAAAGGGGAUAACCCCAAUAAGGCUAUUAACCCCGUGGUGACAGGAACGUUUGGAGCCAUUGCAGGAGCAGCCAGUGUGUUCGGGAACACCCCACUGGAUGUCAUCAAGACCAGGAUGCAGGGUCUGGAGGCUCAUAAGUAUAAGAGUACACUGGACUGUGCCGUCAAGAUCAUGAGACACGAGGGUGUACGAGCGUUUUAUAAGGGGACGGUUCCUCGGCUGGGCCGUGUGUGUCUGGAUGUGGCCAUCGUCUUCAUCAUCUAUGAGGAGGUGGUCAAGGUUCUCAACACGGUCUGGAAGACGGAGUGAGGGGGUGCAGCUGGAGCCUCUGACCUCUCUGGGCCAAACAGGAUGUGACCGGACAAAUGAGCCUACUACCACUCUGUAAUGCCAAGCCCUCCAGUAGCAAGCUGCCAAAUUGUGACAAACCUAAUUAUUGUUACAGUUCUACUGUAAUACAACUCACCCUUUUGGGCUGGCUAACAGCGUUUUCCUCAAGUGAGAAGUAUGCAUAGAGUAAUAUAUUCUGACCAAGAGAAGAGAAAAAAUGUAAAUAAUAUACUGAUUCAUAAUAUAUUGAUCAGAGUCUUUAUCAAUGUAUUUAUUGAACGUUGAAUGUUGACUAAUGCGUCUUUGUGUUUGAGACCGUUGCUGUUAUACUGUGCAGUGUUAUGUACUAAAUAGUAAGCCAAUGCGCUACAGUGUUAACAUUAAAGUACUGUAGGGAUUGGGUGGGUGCAAGAGGUCGCAUUGGGUUCAUUACAGCUCAUUCCGACUCAACCAUAACUCAGUUUCCUAGCUCAGAUGGCAUCCUACCACAGAUGUUUGUGUUCCAGAUAGAUCAGCCAUGUUCUGAGAUGGAACCCUGGGGGAACAUUCCCAUUCCAUCCACACAUGUUCCAAUCAUUUCAGAGGCCUUUGUUGUCAAUCGUUUUAAAAUUCUAAAUCAUUGACAUUCUGUUAUAUUUGGUGCCAUUUUGGGGGUUGUUUUAGUGUUUUAAAUUCUUUCGUUAUUGUUGCCUUGCAGAUGUGCCUAUUCAUUUACGAAAACAACCAUUUUGAAACCAUUACAAUGUAUUAUAUAUUUUUGAAUCCAUCUCAUCUAGGUUUUCAGGGUCUUGAUUUUAGUGUAAUAAUGUGAGAACAGUCUGAGUCUGCACAAAUGUCUGCCCUAACAACAAGAUAACAUGGCUUUAUUUUGCAUCAGUGGAAUAGUAAAUGAAAUGCAUUGUUAUUUAGCUUUUAGCGCCCAAUGCCUUUGACUCUGCGUUGUCAGUAACGGUAGAUUGACUGUUUUGACUCUGCGUUGUCAGUAACGGUAGAUUGACUGUUUUGACUCUGCGUUGUCAGUAACGGUAGAUUGACUGUUUUGACUCUGCGAUGUCAGUAACGGUAGAUUGACUGUUUUGACUCUGCGUUGUCAGUAACGGUAGAUUGACUGUUUUGACUCUGCGUUGUCAGUAACGGUAGAUUGACUGUUUUGACUCUGCGUUGUCAGUAACGGUAGAUUGACUGUUUUGACUCUGCGAUGUCAGUAACGGUAGAUUGACGGUUUUGACUCUGCGAUGUCAGUAACGGUAGAUUGACUGUUUUGACUCUGCGUUGUCAGUAACGGUAGAUUGACUGUUUUGACUCUGCGUUGUCAGUAACGGUAGAUUGACUGUUUUGACUCUGCGUUGUCAGUAACGGUAGAUUGACUGUUUUGACUCUGCGUUGUCAGUAACGGUAGAUUGACUGUUUUGACUCUGCGUUGUCAGUAACGGUAGAUUGACUGUUUUAACUCUGCGUUGUCAGUAACGGUAGAUUGACUGUUUUGACUCUGCGUUGUCAGUAACGGUAGAUUGACUGUUUUGACUCUGCGUUGUCAGUAACGGUAGAUUGACUGUUUUGACUCUGCGUUGUCAGUAACGGUAGAUUGACUGUUUUGACUCUGCGUUGUCAGUAACGGUAGAUUGACUGUUUUGACUCUGCGAUGUCAGUAACGGUAGAUUGACUGUUUUGACUCUGCGUUGUCAGUAACGGUAGAUUGACUGUUUUGACUCUGCGUUGUCAGUAACGGUAGAUUGACUGUUUUGACUCUGCGUUGUCAGUAACGGUAGAUUGACUGUUUUGACUCUGCGUUGUCAGUAACGGUAGAUUGACUGUUUUGACUCUGCGUUGUCAGUAACGGUAGAUUGACUGUUUUGACUCUGCGUUGUCAGUAACGGUAGAUUGACUGUUUUGACUCUGCGUUGUCAGUAACGGUAGAUUGACUGUUUUGACUCUGCGAUGUCAGUAACGGUAGAUUGACUGUUUUGACUCUGCGUUGUCAGUAACGGUAGAUUGACUGUUUUGACUCUGCGUUGUCAGUAACGGUAGAUUGACUGUUUUGACUCUGCGUUGUCAGUAACGGUAGAUUGACUGUUUUGACUCUGCGUUGUCAGUAACGGUAGAUUGACUGUUUUGACUCUGCGUUGUCAGUAACGGUAGAUUGACUGUUUUGACUCUGCGUUGUCAGUAACGGUAGAUUGACUGUUUUGACUCUGCGUUGUCAGUAACGGUAGAUUGACUGUUUUGACUCUGCGUUGUCAGUAACGGUAGAUUGACUGUUUUGACUCUGCGUUGUCAGUAACGGUAGAUUGACUGUUUUGACUCUGUAAUGUCAGUAACGGUAGAUUGACUGUUUUGACUCUGCGUUGUCAGUAACGGUAGAUUGACUGUUUUGACUCUGCGAUGUCAGUAACGGUAGAUUGACUGUUUUGACUCUGCGUUGUCAGUAACGGUAGACUGACUGUUUUGACUCUUGCUUUUACCUACAUACAGUAAGUGCUGCAUAAAAUAUGUACUGUAAGGUGCGGAAGGCCUCAGUCCUCUCCUCAGCAUAUGCUGUUUUAGGACUGGAUUCAAUCCGUAUCGCAGAAGAUUCGUGUUAAAAUGUAAAGGUAAUUUCCGAUUGAGCCGACAUAUGCAGAGUUUACCAUGACAAUUGCCUUUACAUUUCAAUCAAGCUAUAACGCAGAUCUUCUGUGAUACUUCUGCGAUAUGGAUUGAAACCAACCAGAUUCCAUAAUAUCACAAUCAAAAUUAAAUGGAUAUAAUUUCAAAUA